AUGUUCUUCUACUCUCUCAACCUCGGAUCCGAACCCAACUCCAAGUAUCUAGUCCCCCUCCUCGCCUCCAUCAUCACUGUCAUCAUUUUCGCCUAUGGCAUCUGGGGGAAAGCCAACCCCUACCUCAUGCCCACCUCUUCCCCGCGUUCCAGCCCCUGUACCCGAAGUGUGCGGCACUUUGGAACGGGUCUCUUGACUUUGCUAUGGUUGACUUCGACGCUUUUUUUUGCGACCAAUACCUUAGCCUUCGAGAGAGUGUAUUCGGGGUGGACGCUUCUGAUUGCGAUUUUGAUUGCUGUGGAGGCCAUUAGCUCAAGUCGGUUGGGGAGGGAGCAGAGGAGGAUUUUGAAGGAAGAGGAGAGACGGGUCGAGUUUGAGAAAGUUGCGGGGAAUUCGGGGUCGACUGUUGUUGCGGCCGCAACUGAUUUCAGGAAACAUAAGAACAACAGUCGAGAUUCGGGGCUGGGGUCCUUGGGGGACAACGAUAGGAGUAUGGACAACAACGGUGGUGGCGAGGACGAGUUGACGGGGGUCGAGAUUGUGCGUCCCGAGGCUAUUGACUUAGCGACGGCCAUCUACAACCAACAGAUCCUAUUCGAGUCUGCUCAACGACACUAUCAUCAACAAUACCAACAAUACCUCAUUCACCAACCCCACGAUGACAACGCCAGUGGUGAUAACAACGGAGGAGACGGAGAGCAGCUGGAAGGCAAGUACGAUGAUAUCUUGUUGGAGUCGUCCUACAAGUUUGAGAUCCCCAUGGAUGAGUCCUACAACAACAACACUGGAAAACCUUCGUCUUCAACACUUCCCGCUCGUCCAAGUUCCCUUUAUUCGUUAUCUUCCCCGUCCAGCAACGAAAAACUACACCUCCCCUCCGCACCUCCAGCAUCCUCACAUACAUACACAUACCCUUCCCCGCCAAGAGCGCCACAAGAACCAGCAACACCCACGUCCUUCUCCCCAUCCUUCUCUUUCUCUCCAUCAUCAUCAACCUCAACAACAAAGGAGGCACAGAGGAUGAGUGUACUAAAGAACGAGAUCUCACCGGUCGGGAUCCAGUUCAUGGAGGAAACCAAUCCGUUUGGGGACAAGGAUUACCAAGCUGCGACCGAGCUUUCGGCCACUGCACCUCCUUAUGAGCUCUCCUCGACAGAGUCGUCGUCGCCGUUUGUGCAACUCAACUUUGGGGAACAGAAUAGUGGUAGCGACCACGGCAGCCCAUUCAGCAACGAUGUCACCCAUAGCAGCUACAGCAACAACAGGGCAACAACGCCAACAUCAGCAACAGCACCGACAGCCAUGACAACGGCAGCGGCACCGACCACGAGGUGGGACGUAACGAAAGACCUACCACGACCCCAAUAA
Molecule: messenger RNA, 1368 nt
Organism: Linnemannia hyalina
Lineage: Eukaryota; Fungi; Mortierellomycota; Mortierellomycetes; Mortierellales; Mortierellaceae
Source: the annotation of a GenBank genome assembly